UCAGCAAGAGUCGGGCGGGAUCGCUAUUGUUUUUGGCGAGCACAUAAAUCCCCGGGCCGACCCACUGCGCACCCAGGUUUCCUCCCGGAGGCCAUUCGGUUUCCUCUGAGGCCCUAUAUAGAGGCUCCAGGCCCGGACUGUGCAGAGGUGCGCGCCCACGCCGGCCUCCCGGACCAGCCUGAGCUCGGAGCGCCUCUCGCCCUCAGGAGGGAGGCGCCCCCGAGUCUCCCCUCCCGCGAGAGGUGCUGCGCGGGCCGGGCCGGGCCGGGCUGGAGCAGCGGCGGCCGCGGGAGCCAAGCUUGCAGCGAGGGACCGACUGAGGCGCGCGGGAGGGAAGGAGGCAAGGGCUCCGCGGCGCUGUCGCCGCCGCUGCCGCUCACUCCCGGGGAAGAGAUGGCGGCGGAGCGGGGAGCCCGGCGACUCCUCGGCACCUCCUCCUUCUGGCUCUACUGCCUGCUGCUGCUCGGGCGCCGGGCGCCGGGCGCCGCGGCCGCCAGGAGCGGCUCCGCGCCGCAGUCCCCAGGAGCCAGCAUUCGAACGUUCACUCCAUUUUAUUUUCUGGUGGAGCCGGUGGAUACACUCUCAGUUAGAGGCUCUUCUGUUAUAUUAAACUGUUCAGCAUAUUCUGAGCCUUCUCCAAAAAUUGAAUGGAAAAAAGAUGGAACUUUUUUAAACUUAGUAUCAGAUGAUCGACGCCAGCUUCUCCCGGAUGGAUCUUUAUUUAUCAGCAAUGUGGUGCAUUCCAAACACAAUAAACCUGAUGAAGGUUAUUAUCAGUGUGUGGCCACUGUUGAGAGUCUUGGAACUAUUAUCAGUAGAACAGCGAAGCUCAUAGUAGCAGGUCUUCCAAGAUUUACCAGCCAACCAGAACCUUCCUCAGUUUAUGCUGGGAACAAUGCAAUUCUGAAUUGUGAAGUUAAUGCAGAUUUGGUCCCGUUUGUGAGGUGGGAACAGAACAGACAACCCCUUCUUCUGGAUGAUAGAGUUAUCAAACUUCCAAGUGGAAUGCUGGUUAUCAGCAAUGCAACUGAAGGAGAUGGCGGGCUUUAUCGCUGCGUAGUGGAAAGUGGUGGGCCACCAAAGUAUAGUGAUGAAGCUGAAUUGAAGGUUCUUCCAGAUCCUGAGGUGACAUCAGACUUGGUGUUUUUGAAACAGCCUUCUCCCUUAGUCAGAGUCAUUGGUCAGGAUGUAGUGCUGCCAUGUGUUGCUUCAGGACUUCCUACUCCAACCAUUAAAUGGAUGAAAAAUGAGGAGGCACUUGACACAGAAAGCUCUGAAAGAUUGGUAUUGCUGGCAGGUGGUAGCCUGGAGAUCAGUGAUGUUACUGAGGAUGAUGCUGGGACUUAUUUUUGUAUAGCUGAUAAUGGAAAUGAGACAAUUGAAGCUCAAGCAGAGCUUACAGUGCAAGCUCAACCUGAAUUCCUGAAGCAGCCUACUAAUAUAUAUGCUCACGAAUCUAUGGAUAUUGUAUUCGAAUGUGAAGUGACUGGAAAACCAACUCCAACUGUGAAGUGGGUCAAAAAUGGGGAUAUGGUUAUCCCAAGUGAUUAUUUUAAGAUUGUAAAGGAACAUAAUCUUCAAGUUUUGGGUCUGGUGAAAUCAGAUGAAGGGUUCUAUCAGUGCAUUGCUGAAAAUGAUGUUGGAAAUGCACAAGCUGGAGCCCAACUGAUAAUCCUUGAACAUGAUGUUGCCAUCCCAACAUUACCUCCCACUUCACUGACCAGUGCCACUACUGACCAUCUAGCACCAGCCACAACGGGACCACUGCCUUCAGCUCCUCGGGAUGUCGUGGCCUCCCUGGUCUCUACCCGCUUCAUCAAAUUGACGUGGCGGACACCUGCAUCAGAUCCUCACGGAGACAACCUUACCUACUCUGUGUUCUACACCAAGGAAGGGAUUGCUAGGGAACGUGUUGAGAAUACCAGUCACCCAGGAGAGAUGCAAGUAACCAUUCAAAACCUAAUGCCAGCGACCGUGUACAUCUUUAGAGUUAUGGCUCAAAAUAAGCAUGGCUCAGGAGAGAGUUCAGCUCCACUGCGAGUAGAAACACAACCUGAGGUUCAGCUCCCUGGCCCAGCACCUAACCUUCGUGCAUAUGCAGCUUCGCCUACCUCCAUCACUGUUACGUGGGAAACACCAGUGUCUGGCAAUGGGGAAAUUCAGAAUUAUAAAUUGUACUACAUGGAAAAGGGGACUGAUAAAGAACAGGAUGUUGAUGUUUCAAGUCACUCUUACACCAUUAAUGGGUUGAAAAAAUAUACAGAGUAUAGUUUCCGAGUGGUGGCCUACAAUAAACAUGGUCCUGGAGUCUCCACACCAGAUGUUGCUGUUCGAACAUUGUCAGAUGUUCCCAGUGCUGCUCCUCAGAAUCUGUCCUUGGAAGUGAGAAAUUCAAAGAGUAUUAUGAUUCACUGGCAGCCACCUGCUCCAGCCACACAAAACGGGCAGAUUACUGGCUACAAGAUUCGCUACCGAAAGGCCUCCCGAAAGAGUGAUGUCACUGAGACCUUGGUAAGCGGGACACAGCUGUCUCAGCUGAUUGAAGGUCUUGAUCGGGGGACUGAGUAUAAUUUCCGAGUGGCUGCUCUAACAAUCAAUGGUACAGGCCCGGCAACUGACUGGCUGUCUGCUGAAACUUUUGAAAGUGACCUAGAUGAAACUCGUGUUCCUGAAGUGCCUAGCUCUCUUCACGUACGCCCGCUCGUCACUAGCAUCGUAGUGAGCUGGACUCCUCCAGAGAAUCAGAACAUUGUGGUCAGAGGUUACGCCAUCGGUUAUGGCAUUGGCAGCCCUCAUGCCCAGACCAUCAAAGUGGACUAUAAACAGCGCUAUUACACCAUUGAAAAUCUGGAUCCCAGCUCUCACUAUGUGAUUACCCUGAAAGCAUUUAAUAACGUGGGUGAAGGCAUCCCCCUGUAUGAGAGUGCUGUGACCAGGCCUCACACAGACACUUCUGAAGUUGAUUUAUUUGUUAUUAAUGCUCCAUACACUCCAGUGCCAGAUCCCACUCCCAUGAUGCCACCAGUGGGAGUUCAGGCUUCCAUUCUGAGUCAUGACACCAUAAGGAUUACGUGGGCAGACAACUCGCUGCCCAAGCACCAGAAGAUUACAGACUCCCGAUACUACACCGUCCGAUGGAAAACCAACAUCCCAGCAAACACCAAGUACAAGAAUGCAAAUGCAACCACUUUGAGUUAUUUGGUGACUGGUUUAAAGCCGAAUACACUCUAUGAAUUCUCUGUGAUGGUGACCAAAGGUCGAAGAUCAAGCACAUGGAGUAUGACAGCCCAUGGGACCACCUUUGAAUUAGUUCCGACUUCUCCACCCAAGGAUGUGACUGUUGUGAGUAAAGAGGGGAAACCUAAGACCAUAAUUGUGAAUUGGCAGCCUCCCUCAGAAGCCAAUGGCAAAAUUACAGGUUACAUCAUAUAUUACAGUACAGAUGUGAAUGCAGAGAUACAUGACUGGGUUAUUGAGCCUGUUGUGGGAAACAGACUGACUCACCAGAUACAAGAGUUAACUCUUGACACACCAUACUACUUCAAAAUCCAGGCACGGAACUCAAAGGGCAUGGGACCCAUGUCUGAAGCUGUCCAAUUCAGAACACCUAAAGCGGACUCCUCUGAUAAAAUGCCUAAUGAUCAAGCCUCAGGGUCUGGAGGGAAAGGAAGCCGGCUGCCAGACCUAGGAUCCGACUACAAACCUCCAAUGAGCGGCAGUAACAGCCCUCAUGGGAGCCCCACCUCUCCUCUGGACAGUAAUAUGCUGCUGGUCAUAAUUGUUUCUGUUGGCGUCAUCACCAUAGUGGUGGUUGUGAUUAUCGCUGUCUUUUGUACCCGUCGUACCACCUCUCACCAGAAAAAGAAACGAGCUGCCUGCAAAUCAGUGAAUGGCUCUCAUAAGUACAAAGGGAAUUCCAAAGAUGUGAAACCUCCAGAUCUCUGGAUCCAUCAUGAGAGACUGGAGCUGAAACCCAUUGAUAAGUCUCCAGACCCAAACCCCAUCAUGACUGAUACUCCAAUUCCUCGCAACUCUCAAGAUAUCACACCAGUUGACAACUCCAUGGACAGCAAUAUCCAUCAAAGGCGAAAUUCAUACAGAGGGCAUGAGUCAGAGGACAGCAUGUCUACACUGGCUGGAAGGCGAGGAAUGAGACCAAAAAUGAUGAUGCCCUUUGACUCCCAGCCACCCCAGCCUGUGAUUAGUGCCCAUCCCAUCCAUUCCCUCGAUAACCCUCACCAUCAUUUCCACUCCAGCAGCCUCGCUUCUCCAGCUCGCAGUCAUCUCUACCACCCGGGCAGCCCAUGGCCCAUUGGCACAUCCAUGUCCCUUUCAGACAGGGCCAAUUCCACAGAUGAAGAAACUGAGACUCAGAGAUAUUCAGUGACUGUCAAAUUCACCCAGCUAGUACACAAAGAUUGGAGUCCAGAAUCCGUUCGAAAUACCCCCAGCACUGACACCAUGCCAGCCUCUUCGUCUCAAACAUGCUGCACUGAUCACCAGGACCCUGAAGGUGCUACCAGCUCCUCUUACUUGGCCAGCUCCCAAGAGGAAGAUUCAGGCCAGAGUCUUCCUACUGCCCAUGUUCGCCCUUCCCACCCAUUGAAGAGCUUCGCCGUGCCAGCAAUCCCGCCUCCAGGACCUCCCACCUAUGAUCCUGCAUUGCCAAGCACACCAUUACUGUCCCAGCAAGCUCUGAACCAUCACAUUCACUCAGUGAAGACAGCCUCCAUCGGGACUCUAGGAAGGAGCCGGCCUCCUAUGCCAGUGGUUGUUCCCAGUGCCCCUGAAGUGCAGGAGACCACAAGGAUGUUGGAAGACUCCGAGAGUAGCUAUGAACCAGAUGAGCUGACCAAAGAGAUGGCCCACCUGGAAGGACUAAUGAAGGACCUAAACGCUAUCACAACAGCAUGACGACCUUCACCAGGACAUGACUUCAAACCUGAGUCUGGAAGUCUUGGAACUUACCCUUGAAAACAAGGAAUUGUACAGAGUACGAGAGGACAGCACUUGAGAACACAGAAUGAGCCAGCAGACUGGCCAGCACCUCUGUGUAGGGCUGGCUCCAGGCAUGGCCACCUGCCUUCCCCUGGUCAGCCUGGAAGAAGCCUGUGUCGAGGCAGCUUCCCUUUGCCUGCUGAUAUUCUGCAGGACUGGGCACCAUGGGCCAAAAUUUUGUGUCCAGGGAAGAGGCGAGAAGUGCAACCUGCAUUUCACUUUGUGGUCAGGCCGUGUCUUUGUGCUGUGACUGCAUCACCUUUAUGGAGUGUAGACAUUGGCAUUUAUGUACAAUUUUAUUUGUGUCUUAUUUUAUUUUACCUUCAAAAACAAAAACGCCAUCCAAAACCAAGGAAGUCCUUGGUGUUCUCCACAAGUGGUUGACAUUUGACUGCUUGUUCCAAUUAUGUAUGGAAAGUCUUUGACAGUGUGGGUCGUUCCUGGAGUUGGCUUGUUUUUUGGUUUCAUUUUUAUUUUUUAAUUCUGAGUCAUUGCAUCCUCUACCAGCUGUUAAUCCAUCACUCUGAGGGGGAGGAAAUGUUGCAUUGCUGUUUGUAAGCUUUUUUUAUUUUUUUUAUUAUAAUUAUUAAAGGCCUGACUCUUUCCUCUCAUCACUGUGAGAUUACAGAUCUAUUUGAAUUGAAUGAAAUGUAACAUUGAAAAGACUUGUUUGUUGCUUUCUGUGCAGUUUCAGUAUUGGGGCGGGGUGGGGGGCUGGGGGUUGGUAAUAGGAAAUGGAGGGGCUGCUGAGGUCCUGUGAAUGUUUCUGUCAUUGUACUUUCUUCCAGAAGCCUGCAGAGAAUGGAAGCAUCUUCUUUAUUGUCCUUUCCUGGCAUGUCCAUCCUUAUUGUCACUACGUUGCAACUGGAGUUUGAUUUGGAUCUGGUUUUAAAAUUCUUCUGUGCAAUAGAUGGGUUUGAGGAUUUAGCGGCCCUGAUGUCUUGGUCAUAGCCUGGUAAGAAUGUCCAUGCUGAGGAGCCAGGUGUUGUAUUUCUAAUUGCCUGAGUCACACAGAAUAGGGUAAGAGCCUGACCCCAUUCUAUAAAUCAGAAAGCAAGGAUGGAGACCCUUUCCUGCUGCUAUUAUUGGCUCUCUUUGAGGAAGUUGGAGGUUAAGGAAGGAACUUGUUUGUUUCCAUAUACGACUCCUUCUUCUCUCUAGUUCCAGUCUUCAGCCAGUCCAGCGCUCUCUUCCACACUUCAGAGCCCCUUCAGAGAAAGCAUUAGCAGGAAUGAGACAAGGCAGAGCUGCAGUGCCCCCUGAGGCUUCCACACAUCUUUCUGAAUAUUAUUUUUCAAGUAACAAGGGACAGGGACAGCGGAAACAGCUGCCACCCCCCCAUCCCAGCAGCUCAGCUAAGCCCUGAUGAGAAUGAAGCCACAGGAGUUGUCUGAGGUGAACCCAGCCGCUCAGCCACACAUGGAAGCCAUUGCCUUUGCACAUAGUUCUUGGGUUCUUUUUCCUAAAAAGGUAAGGAGCUGAGGUGUGUGGUUUUUUAAUAUUAAGAAUAUAUAAUGGAAAACACACGACUGACGCUCAGGCAUCUUCCCCUACUCCCCAACAGAUCCCCAGAAGACAGCGUGGAAGGCAGUGUAGACAGUAAAUCGGGCUUCAGUUCUAUAGCCAAGAAGAGAUCAGCUGCUGAAACCACCAGUGGGUACCCCAGGCCACCUGCCUUUGAACUUGGGGAUUUGCCAUGUUUGAUCUUGUCACAUACUUGCUUUUUUACAAGAUGAACUCUUUGUAUUUAUGAUUUGGGGGGCAAUGAAAGGUGCAAUGCAGGAACUGCUGCUGCCGAGCUCGCUGGUCACAUGGGGGUGCCAGGCGGGAUUCUGGAAAACCAGUGCACUUAAACUGAUCCUGAAGAGAGCUGUCCCAGCACUCUGGCCACCAGGGGGCCAGAUUCCCCAGAAACUACCUUUUGCCCAAAGAACAUGCUCAGUAUUUGGGGCAUUUCCUCCCACGAACCCUGACUGCUUCUGUUACCUCAGGGCCUUGGUACCUGGAUACUGCCACAGAAUUGGGGCGGGUGGGGGAGGGGCCUAUUUUUAAAUAAAAUAACUGUUCAAAGUUGGGGGUUUUUUAAAAAAUUAAGAAAAAGGAAAACUAUUCUGUAUUGCACCUUUUCACAAUUUAAUACAUUUCUUACAUUUUCCUGUGCUUUUUGAAACUAAACCAUUGUGUGUCCUGUAGUGUCCUAGUUGAGCUGCCGCUCAGCAGCUUCCUCGGGGGGAUUUGGAACACCUGUGUCUGUCGCCGCACUGCCUGCGGGAGGGGCCCGGAGGGCUGCUGGGACUGGCGUCUGUACACACUUGUUUGGCCUUUUCUGUAGUUGAUGCUGUAAACUCUAUGGCUUUUUAAAAACGAUUUCAUGUUUUUAUUUAGUAUUGGAAAUCCAAUACACUUUUUUAAUCCAAUCAAA
Messenger RNA from Pan troglodytes (chimpanzee), 7420 nucleotides. It is a transcript of the gene NEO1, whose product is annotated as neogenin 1. The transcript has 31 exons. Gene Ontology annotation, cellular component: membrane. Bases 394 to 4914 code for a protein of 1506 amino acids. Gene Ontology annotation, molecular function: protein binding. The record is from RefSeq and is a predicted model, not a curated record. NCBI's taxonomy places the organism in Eukaryota, Metazoa, Chordata, Mammalia, Primates, Hominidae. Gene Ontology annotation, biological process: cell-cell adhesion.